Didymodactylos carnosus is the source of this 1258-nucleotide messenger RNA. The record is from the annotation of a GenBank genome assembly. Lineage: Eukaryota; Metazoa; Rotifera; Eurotatoria; Philodinida; Philodinidae.
UGGUUGAGUUCUGGUAGAAUUGCACCAGAUUCUGCCAGAAUCACAGCAGAAUUGAGCAGAAUCUGCCAGUUCGUAGAGAGCAUCUCACUGUGAAAGAGAAUAUAGUUGAUUCUGGUUGAGUUCUGGUAGAAUUGCACCAGAUUCUGCCAGAAUCACAGCAGAAUUGAGCAGAAUCUGCCAGUUCGUAGAGAGCAUCUCACUGUGAAAGAGAAUAUAGUUGAUUCUGGUUGAGUUCUGGUGGAAUUGCACCAGAUUCUGCCAGAAUUAUAGUAACAAAACCACAGCAGAAGUUCUUCAUCUCCUUUACGCUUCGAGGUCUAACUCAGAGAGAUUCUGCGUUUUUCACGUUUUUUCUUUUGAUCUUAAUUAAUGAGUGCCCUAAUUUUUGACUUGGAUCAGGUUUAGUUCUUAAAUGAUUAUGACUUUCUACCAUAUCCUGAGUGAUUUUCCGGACUGUUCCAGCUUGUUUAUCCAAUUCGACCGUCAAAUCAGGCGGAAAUAUCAUUAUCUUUUCACAUAACCUAGAAGCUUGAGUUGAACAUAAAAGUAUCGCUUGGCUCUUUAGUAUUUACUCUGCAAAUAAGACGUUUCCAAACGGCAAUCAUCUUAAACGCGGAAAUCCUGACUGAUUUCAGACGCAAACUUUCUAUUUUCAACGCACUGUUUUCUGCUGAAUCAACAAAUUAUCAAUUUACAACAACUAAUGAUUCACUAAAUCAAAAUUUCUAUCCUACCAUACUUAACCCUAAUGGUGAAAAUGCUCAUUUUCAGUGUUCCUGUAAAAUUGCUCCAGUUUUAUGUAACCAAGCUAGCAGUAUUAUUGCUUUUACAAAUUUCAAUCAAAAAGUUGUUUUCACCGUGCCGGGUUUUCGGCUAGGUUGUUACUACGUUGAAUGAAUAUUUCAAUCAACAUUCGAAUGCUCCUACAGCCCAUACAGCAAUGACAUACACUGUAUCAAAAACUCAAUUCAAUGUAACAACGAGCAUUCAGAAGAUUGUUGAACAGUUAAUGACUGAAGAAUGGAAUGAUCACGCUGAAUUUGGAGACUACUAUUCGCAGUGUAAUCCAGAUAAAUGUGUCUAUACUUACAAUAAACAAGGUGACAUUGGUUAUAUGGUGACAACGAUUAUUGGGCUCAUUGGUGGCUUGACAACUGUAUUAAAAAUUUUAAUUCCACCCGGUGUAGUAUUUUUGAAACGAAAAAAACGUCCUGCUGCUGAUGACGGUGAGUAUCUCUUUAGGAUACAAAACCACUGA